UGUCUUGAGUCUUGAAAUCUGCAUUAGGUAACUCUGAGGUUUUGAAUGUAGUAAUGUUAAAGGUCGUUGAUGAUUUGGGUAUCUUAUCAAAAUUCCGUCUUCCAAUGAUAUUGUAGGUUUCAGUCAGAAUAAAAAAACCAGUUGGAAUCUCAUCCCUACACCAAAUUAAACAUGAAUAAUAUAUAUCGAAUUUUGUUUGUGGUUUUCUUCACAUUUGCAGAAAUUCAUUCGAAUUCAGAAGAUGAUGAUGGUGUGAAAUAUGCUGAUAGAUGUGAAGUAUGCAAAAUCCUUGCAACUGAACUCCAAGAAAGGCUGGAAGAAACAGGAAAAACAAGUGAAGUGAUUGAAACGGGAUAUGCCGUUGAUGAUGUAAAACCAAAAAAAAAGAAGGAAUAUAAAAAGUCGGAGCUGAGAUUAGUUGAGUCACUAGAUGGUGUUUGUGAAAGGAUAUUGAACUACAACAUUCACAAAGAGAGACAAGACAGCACACGGUUCGCCAAAGGCAUGAGCCAAACAUUCCAAACUCUACAUGGCUUGGUUGAUAAAGGAGUCAAAGUGGAAUUGGGAAUCCCUUAUGAGUUGUGGGAUAAACCAAGUGCAGAAAUCACAAAUAUGAAGACACAGUGUGAAACCCUUCUUGAACAAAAUGAAGGAGACAUAGAAGACUGGUAUUUCCAUCACCAAGGGAAGGAAUCUCUGAAGAAAUAUCUCUGUGAAGAUCGUGCUUUGAAAAAUCUAGAUUCCAAAUGCCUAUAUGAAAAUCCUAAGGGAGAUACUGGAAGCAAAAGGCCUGCUUCCAAACAGGAAUUGUAAUUUUAUUUCCAUAUCAAGAUCAAAGUGUGUUUUGUAUUAGUGUAAGUCUUUUUAAGACAAACUUGUGUGAUUAUAGUUAAAUAUACCAUUGGAAUAAUAAAGUGUAAAAAACUGUAUAUUAUUCAA
Messenger RNA from Leptinotarsa decemlineata (Colorado potato beetle), 939 nucleotides. RefSeq names its product FGF signaling regulator protein canopy b (gene CNPYb). The record is from RefSeq and is a predicted model, not a curated record. NCBI's taxonomy places the organism in Eukaryota, Metazoa, Arthropoda, Insecta, Coleoptera, Chrysomelidae.